AACCAUUUCCUUCUCAUCUAAUUGUUAUAGUGUUAAUGUACAUAAAAUUUUUGCGUUAGUUUUAUUCAUUCUUUCUUAAUGGGAUUACUAAUGAAUUUUGAAAUUCCCGUUACCCUUGUGACAUUCAUUUUCAAGCUUUGUAGAUUGAUAUAUUUUACAAUUGCUUUAAUUCUUCUAUCAAUGCGGACAUCUAUUAUUAUUCAGACCAUUCGGAUAUUUGAAUCUAAUUCUUUUCUUAAUGUGAAAUUCGUCGAUUUCAUUAUCUUCAUUCUUCAACUUGUUAUUUUGUAGUUCAAGUUUGUUUUUCUAAGGU
Molecule: messenger RNA, 313 nt
Organism: Rhizophagus irregularis DAOM 181602=DAOM 197198
Lineage: Eukaryota; Fungi; Glomeromycota; Glomeromycetes; Glomerales; Glomeraceae
Source: RefSeq, a predicted model, not a curated record